AUGUGGAAUGUGGGUAGUGGUUAUGAUCUUUUCGACCGAAAAGAAGGGAUAGUACGUAUUUUUCGUUGGGGAUUUCCUGGAAAAAGCCGUCGUAUCUUUUUACGAUUCCUUAUAAAAGAUAUUCAGUCCAUCAGAAUCGAAGUUAAAGAGGGUGUUUCUGCCCGGCGUGUCCUUUAUAUGGAAAUUCGAG
Molecule: messenger RNA, 190 nt
Organism: Eruca vesicaria subsp. sativa (arugula)
Lineage: Eukaryota; Viridiplantae; Streptophyta; Magnoliopsida; Brassicales; Brassicaceae
Source: the annotation of a GenBank genome assembly